AUGUUGGAAGAGUCAGAUGUUGAUGUCAACAAUCCUGCAACAUUUGUGCAUUCUGAUGAUGAAGAUGCAUAUGUGUCCACUACCCAUAAUGACAAACUGAUGAUGACAAUGAUUGUGUUGGUACUAGUGACGGAAACUGUGAGAAGUUCAGUGGUGCUGUUGCAGAUAUUAGUCAGUCUGCAGCCACUAUGGAAUGAUAACUAUUACACAUCUGUUCCUCUCACAAAACAACUCUUUGAAAAAGAAGGCAAAUUCAAUGUUAUACUGAGAAAGAGCAGAAGGCAUCUUCCAGCAAUUAUGAACAAUAACAUAAAAGAGGGUGAAAUGGUUGGAGCACAUCUCCGACUAGACACAUCAUGUGUCGAUGGUGCUAUUAUAUGGGGUAACUCAUGGGGUGUGCACUUCUUACCUGAUCUCUAUCAUGCUACUGUGACUUUGCCUGAAACACUGGCCAGACUGAGAGAAAGAAAGCAGCCAGCACGUAAAGUAGUUGCAGAUGAUGUGUGGCUGAAAAAGGACCUCCAUCAACAGAUGGUGAAACAACAAAACCUACAAAGAGGUUCAAAGCCAGCACGUUUUAACCUCAGUCAAUCAACAGCAAUUAUAAAACAUAUACAUGAUUUGUGGCAUGGCACAGAACCAGAUAAGGCUGUGUCAAUGGCUGUGUUCUCAGACGGCUCUUAUGAUGUUCCUCCAGGUUUGAUGUUUACAAUGCCAACAGUGUGCAAAGAUCGCUCAUGGAAAAUCAAACAGCUGUUUUCAGAAUCAUUUGAAGACGUUCCAAAUCAUCUACAGAUGGAAUUAACCAAUCUGCAGUGCAGUACACAGGUGAAGCACCAGUUCUUUGCAGUACCCAGUACAAAAGAAUUCUAG
This is a messenger RNA of Schistocerca piceifrons (Central American locust), 873 nucleotides long. RefSeq names its product malate dehydrogenase-like. Lineage: Eukaryota; Metazoa; Arthropoda; Insecta; Orthoptera; Acrididae. The transcript has 5 exons. The record is from RefSeq and is a predicted model, not a curated record. Gene Ontology annotation, biological process: tricarboxylic acid cycle; oxaloacetate metabolic process; malate metabolic process. Bases 1 to 873 code for a protein of 290 amino acids. Gene Ontology annotation, molecular function: L-malate dehydrogenase (NAD+) activity.